Molecule: messenger RNA, 1200 nt
Organism: Rodentolepis nana
Lineage: Eukaryota; Metazoa; Platyhelminthes; Cestoda; Cyclophyllidea; Hymenolepididae
Source: the annotation of a GenBank genome assembly
AUGGAUAAACUGGAUGAUGACAGUUAUUGGAUUGACGGCACAGUUCUUGAGAUCCCAUCUGAGCGUUGUCCUGUUAUACUAGAUCCCUUUACUAAUAUGAACUUCCGAAUUUUAAUCGGUGACAUUCAAUGCAUGUCACCUUCAAAUAUAGCAAAUGGUCUUUUUAUUUUCGCAUCUCGAUUUGUCUCCUAUGUCGAUAUUGUUGGUGUAGUUCGUCAUAUUGAUCGUGUAGUUGAUGAUGGCACGGGUCAGGUAGUAUGUACAAUUUGGCGAAAGAAUCUAUCUCCUGAAGUGCCUGAAAAUGUUUCUUGCAAUAACCAAUCAGCAGAAAACCGCGCACUGGCUCAGAAACUGAUUCAAUUGGCAGUUCGAGCUACUCCUGUAGUUUCCCCGAUGCUCGAUUGGAAGGUUGCUGAACUUUCUCCUUGCCUAGGAGUUGGAGACACAAUUCAUUUGCGUGGACGCUUACAACUCUUCAAAGAGUCUAUCACUAUUUCAGCUAACUAUUGUUGUAUAAUAAAGAAUCCCCAGGAAGAACUCGACAGUCUUUUACAGGCCUAUCAUCUAAAAACGCAUAUCUACUCUCAACCCUACGAUCCCUCUCAAAUAUUUGAAAAUUUAAAAUCGGACAUGUUUAAAAGCUCCGAUGGGGAACUUCUACAGCGAAUCCAACACAUCAUGGAAUCAGAUGGUCUAUUUCACUUUACCGCUCUGGAUCUGCAACUGCAUGCUCAAGUAGUCGAAGAAAUUCGAGUACACAGUGAGUUGGUGGUCGAUGAGCUCUGUUAUGAACCCGAUUGUAACAUCGUUCACCCUCAAAAUGACACCGAAAUCACUCGCUCGUUGGAAUCAGCGAGUUUGAAAAGUUGUGUUUUGGAGAUUAUUGACAAGUUUCUCGAAGUGGGAAUUAUUUAUCGCUCAGCCGAUCCGAUUGGUGGAAAGUCCUCCUAUUACUUCACUCUCAAGAAUAGACAAUUGGCCAAACACGUUUGUCAAAUUAUCUCCGUGGAACAAAAGGAUUCCGAAGAAGGCGUUCCUUUCAAUAUCAUCUUGGAAAAGCUGCGAUUAUUUUCUCCAAUAAGUAAAUCCCAACGUCCCUUUCGAUCUAUGACACGAUCAGCUUUGAGCAAAUUGAUCAACCAUCUACUUGAAAAAAGCCGAAUUUAUGCCAGUUUUCCCGACUGCUACAAAAUAGCCUGA